Messenger RNA from Tachysurus vachellii, 4534 nucleotides. RefSeq names its product OPA1 mitochondrial dynamin like GTPase (gene opa1). Gene Ontology annotation, molecular function: GTPase activity; microtubule binding; GTP binding. Bases 242 to 3310 code for a protein of 1022 amino acids. Gene Ontology annotation, biological process: mitochondrial fusion. The transcript is spliced from 31 exons. The record is from RefSeq and is a predicted model, not a curated record. NCBI's taxonomy places the organism in Eukaryota, Metazoa, Chordata, Actinopteri, Siluriformes, Bagridae. Gene Ontology annotation, cellular component: cytoplasm; mitochondrial membrane; microtubule.
UAUUGGAGACUUUUAUUUUGUCUGUGGUUGUGACACGGAAAUGUUUUAGUCCAUGACCUUUAUGGGCUCUGAUCAUUGGAGCGCCUACAAUGUCCUUGUUAGAACUCAGACUCUGAACGCUCUGGGAGGAGAAAAACAAACAUGGAGUAAAUAAUAAUAUAAAUAUAUAAACUAUAUAAAUAUAAAUCUCUCCUCGACCUCAUUCAUGAAUAAACAUCUGUAAUUCCCUGUAAAGAAGAAGAUGUUAAGGGCAGGACCUGUCGUUGCCUGCAUGGCAUGCAGGAAACUUCUCCCCUCCAGAUUUGGUGGGAUUCGGUUCGGCAUCCCGCUGCAGAAGCUCCACCCCCUGUCACGUGCCAUCCACCAUCGCUACUCUACCAACAACGCCCCCCCUCAGCGCCAUUACACCUCCCUCUCCAGACUCCCCGUGCGGCCCCCGAGGUCCCGGGGGGGACACGGCUACCAGCAGCAGCGCUCCUUCUGGGUGGCUCGUCUGGCAGCUCGACUGCUGAAGCUGCGCUACAUCCUGCUGGGAUCCGCCGUCGGAGGCGGCUACACUGCUAAAAAGACGUAUGACGAGUGGAAGGACAUGUUUCCUGAUAUGAGCGAGUACACGUGGAUUGUUCCUGACUUCGUCUGGGAUCUGAGCGAAAAUAUCAAUUUCGAGAAGCUAGCGAGCGCUUUGCCCGAGAUGGACGAGAUCGCUAAGCUGCUGCCGGAUUUCGAGAAGAUUGGAGAGAACUUUACUUUCCUCAAGAGCCUGCUGUCCAGUGGUGUGAAUAGUGCAGUCAUUGGAGCUUCUGGUCUGCGUCUGUUGUUAGAAACUACAGGUGAGCCGAACCUGAGCGCAUCUGAGAUCCAUCCGACAGGCACAGGAGCUGAAAGCAGUGACAAGUUUAAGAAGCAGGGGCUGCUCGGAGAACUCAUUCUCAUUCAGCAGCAGAUCCAGCAGCAUGAAGACGACGCCCGGCGGGCGGCGGGCGGUAACGAGCCCCGCCCCAGUCGUGCUCAAACUCCGCCCCGUGGCCAGGCCCCGAAAUUUCCCCACAAGUCUUCAGAUAAAGAGAAAGUCGACCAGCUGCAAGAGGAGCUCCUUCAUACACAGUUGAAGUACCAGAGGAUGUUGGAGCGUCUGGAGAAGGAGAAUAAAGAGCUGAGGAAGGUGGUGCUGCAGAAAGAUGAUAAAGGCAUUCAUCAGAGGAAAGUCAAGAAGUCGUUGAUUGACAUGUACUCUGAAGUCCUGGACAUUCUUUCCGAUUACGAUUCCAACUACAACACUCAGGAUCACCUGCCGAGGGUGGUGGUUGUAGGAGACCAGAGCGCAGGAAAGACCAGCGUUUUGGAGAUGAUCGCUCAGGCUCGUAUCUUCCCUCGAGGUUCAGGAGAGAUGAUGACCAGAUCUCCGGUCAAGGUGACACUGAGUGAAGGCCCUCAUCAUGUGGCCAUGUUUAAAGACAGCAGCCGCGAGUUCGACCUGGGAAAAGAGGACGAUUUGGCUGCACUGAGGCGUGAGAUUGAGCUGAGGAUGAGGAAGAGUGUGAAGGACGGUCAGACAGUCAGCCCUGAGACGAUCUCUUUGAGUGUGAAAGGUCCAGGGAUCCAGAGGAUGGUUCUAGUGGACUUACCAGGAGUGAUCAGUACGGUGACCACCGGCAUGGCUGCAGACACCAAGGAGACCAUCUUCAGCAUCAGUAAAGCAUACAUGCAGAACCCAAAUGCCAUCAUCCUGUGUAUUCAGGAUGGGUCAGUAGAUGCAGAGCGCAGUAUCGUCACUGAUUUGGUCAGUCAGAUGGACCCUCAGGGCAAGAGGACCAUUUUUGUUCUUACCAAAGUGGACCUGGCUGAGAAGAACCUCGCCAGCCCGAGUCGAAUCCAGCAGAUUAUUGAAGGCAAACUGUUUCCUAUGAAAGCUCUGGGCUAUUUUGCUGUAGUGACCGGAAAAGGCAGCAACAGUGAAAGCAUCGACUCUAUUAAAGACUACGAAGAGGACUUCUUUAGGAACUCCAGAUUGUUAAGAGAGGGGAUGCUGAAGGCCCACCAGGUGACCACCAAGAGCCUGAGCAUGGCCGUGUCUGACUGCUUCUGGAAGAUGGUGCGAGAGUCUGUGGAGCAGCAAGCAGACGCCUUUAAAGCAUCUCGCUUUAACCUGGAGACCGAGUGGAAGAACAAUUACCCUCGCUUACGAGAGCUGGACAGGAACGAGCUGUAUGAAAAAGCCAAGAACGAGAUCCUGGACGAGGUGAUCAGCUUGAGCCAGGUCACUCCGAAACACUGGGAGUCCAUCCUGCAGAAGAAGCUGUGGGAGAGAGUCUCCACUCACGUCAUAGAGAACAUCUACCUUCCCGCUGCUCAGACCAUGGACUCGGGCACCUUUAACACCACUGUAGAUAUCAAACUGAAGCAGUGGACGGACAAACAGCUGCCACACAAAGCGCUGGAGGUAGCGUGGGAGACGCUGCAGGAGGAGUUCGCUCGCUUCAUGGCCGAGUACAAAGGAAAAGAUCAGGACGACAUCUUCGACAAGCUGAAGGAAGCGGUGAAGGACGAGAGCAUAAAGAGGCACAAGUGGAACGAGAGAGCUAUGGACAGUUUGAGAGUGAUCCAGCACAACACUCUGGAGGAUCGCUCCAUCACGGACAAGCCACAAUGGGACGCCGCCAUCCAGUUCAUGGAGGAGACUCUGCAGUCCCGUCUUAAAGACACUGAGGCGGUGAUCAGCGACAUGGUCGGACCCGACUGGAAGCAGCGAUGGCUGAACUGGAAAAGUCGCACACCUGAACAGCACGUUCGCAACGAGACCAAAAACGAGCUGGAGCGUCUGCUGAAGCUGCACGAGGACCACACGGCGUACCUGGCCAACGACGAAGUCACCACCGUGCGGAAGAACCUGGAGUCUCGCGGUGUGGAUGUGGACCCGGUGUUGAUUAAAGACACGUGGCACCAGCUGUACAGGCGCCACUUCCUGCAGAAGGCCUUGUUCCACUGUAACAUCUGCCGGCGAGGGUUUUAUUAUUACCAGAGACACUUUGUAGACUCUGAGCUCGAGUGCAACGACGUGGUCCUGUUCUGGAGAAUCCAGAGGAUGCUGGGCAUCACAGCCAACACUCUCCGACAGCAGCUCACCAACACUGAAGUGCGGCGCUUGGAGAAGAACGUGAAGGAGGUGCUGGAGGAUUUCGCAGAGGACAAUGAGAAGAAAGUGCAGCUGAUUACGGGAAGGAGAGUUCAGCUGGCUGAAGACCUCAAAAAAGUAAGAGAAAUCCAGGAGAAACUUGAUGCCUUCAUAGAAGCUCUUCACAAGGAGAAGUAGUGCAGCAGAAACUUCAGAUGCCUUCGAAGUCCUGAGAGAGAAACGCACUGAUCCAAGAAGACGCCAUCAACACACACACACACACAUGAGCAUAAGCAUAAAUCUCUGCCCCCUUAACGUGUAAGAUGGGGUUUAGGUCCCGUCACACGGCUCUGCUUCAGUCUGUCGUCCCGCAGCGUCUGAUCACCAACGUCUGAGCAUCAGACAUGUAUUAUAUACAACACACACAAGCACAGCAACAGACACACACACUGGUGUACAAAAGUACACACAGCUGGACAGAACACACACCUACACACACACACAGACAUAGGAAUAGCUGGACAAACACACUGACACAUGGACAUACAAACUUACACACACACACACACGGACAGAGAGACACAAUACACAGGUACACACGCAGACAAAAUGACACAAACGUACAACCAUAAAUCAACACAGACAGACAAACCUAAACACUGAUGGACAGAGAGACGUACAAACUUACACACAUACAGAUAUACAACAAGACAGACAGAUAUAUGCAAAAAGAUAGAGACAGACCGCUUGUGUGUGUGUGUGUGUGUGUGUGUGUGUGUGUUGUCUCCCCCUCAUUUUGUCUAUUUCGAGCCCUCGUGCUUCACCUCACACAUUUUUCUCAUUUUAUUUCAGACCUCGUGCACUUUUAGGCCAGCGUUCGCUCCAUGUUUAACGUUUAAGCGAUCGUUACGCCGACCUCGGCACACACGGCGUAGGUGAAACGACCCUGAGCUAUAACGCUAGUGCGAGGUUAGAGUAAUUAGCAUGUAGCGUGUCCUUUAUUUAAAAACCCAUUUAAAAAAAAAAAGCACUUAAAAACAACUGCUUUAUACAGAAAGUAAUGAUUGUGGUGUUCAGAAAUAUUCCUAUGCUUCAAGCUCUCUCAGAUGAGAUCUCACCCCGUUUCUCACAUCUCUCGCUCACGACCUUCGUCCAGACCACACAGAGGAGUGUUUGUUAUUCCACACACACACUUGUACAAACAGGUGAAUAUACACUGUAUGCACAUGUAGAAGCGAAUGAAAUCGUGGAUCAGAGACGACUGCGAGGGCCUCAGAUCAGCGCCGCGCUCAGAACUGAGCUCAAAAAUACCCAGGAACUGGAUUUCUCCUCCGGCGUAGAGUAUAAUGUUUGCAUGUCGUAUUCCAUCUGUUUAUUUAUUAAAUUGGUGUUGAAGGUGAAAUAAAAUGAAUAUUAAUUCCA